AUGCUCAAGGACAAGCGCGCCGCCUUCCUGCGGCAGCAGGAGCGCGUGCAGGCGCGCACCGUCGUCGACCAUGCCGCCGCCACAGCCGCCAGGCGCCAAGCCGCCCCUUCCCCCGCCCGCGCGCCGCGGCGAGCACCGCUGUCGCGGGGGAAGUUGCGGGGAGCGGAAAGGGCAUCGCGGUGGGGGUUUCAGGGGCUGCAGGCGGAGAACUGGCUGGCGGACGCGGGGAAGUACGAGGCGGUGCUGCGCGUGCGACAGCUGCCGCUGGGGCAGAAGAUCAAGAAGGUCAUCGACCUCCUCUUCCGGGAGCGGCAGGGGCUGACGGCGGAGCAGGUGGAGGCGGUGACGAUGGUGGGACGUCACCACCAGCCGCGAGCUGCAGGCCAGCCUGCGUGCCAACCCCAAGCCUGCCGCCUUCCUUUGCUGCGUUGUGGCGCCCUGCCUGUUGUUUCCUCCAUUCCACCCCCACUGUGCCCAUCCGACCUUCCACCCACUCCCUCCAUGCUUCCCCCAUCCCACCCUCCCCGCCUCUCCCUCGCCCUUUCCCCCCCCCUCAACCGUCAUGGCAACGCAUACACGAGCAGGCGAAGCACGAGUUGGCGGUCGGGACGACCUGCUGAGGCUGAUCCGCGAGCACAAGGACGGCAUCCCCAUGGCGACGUGCGCGACUCGUACAGCGCCGUGGCGCAGCACGUGCAGGAGCUGCGCGCCAUGGGGCAGGCGUGGGUGCUGUUCAACGCGGACAGCGGCGACGAGGUGCUGUUCCCCAACGACCCGCGCAUCGCCAUCAAGGUGGACCCCGACAUCCGCGCGCUGUUCCGCCGCAUCGACCUGCCGCGCGACCUCACCGACCUUGAGAAGGAGCUGCAGCGCUGCGGCCAGAACCCCGCCAUGCCCGCCGUGCGCCGCCUGCAGGCCCUCGAAGGCGCCAUGACCGCCCAGCAUGCCGUUCCUGCUGUGCCUGCAGGCCUUGCAAUGGGGCUGGUCGCGAUGGUGAGGGGCGCGGUGGUUGAGGUGGUGGGAGGAGGGAGCAGGGAAGUAGGAGGGAUGCGGCAUGGGAGAUCUGCUGUCUAG
Closterium sp. NIES-65 is the source of this 1074-nucleotide messenger RNA. The record is from the annotation of a GenBank genome assembly. Lineage: Eukaryota; Viridiplantae; Streptophyta; Zygnematophyceae; Desmidiales; Closteriaceae.